AUGAAUAGCCAGCAUUAUGAAUCAGAUCCGUCAUCUUCUGAAAACACAGCUAUUUUAUCACUUGCUGAUCCUAGAUCAAGGAAUAACUCAAGAUUGCCUACUUUGGCACCGCAAAAGCAAACAAUUGAAGAAAAUGAGCAGCCUACGGGAGAGUUUGGAGACGUAAAUAUAAUAUCAAGUGUUUUGAAAGCAAGUUUGAAGAAUAGCAUUCAUUUUUCAAAGAAAGACGAGACGAAAAAAGAUCAGACCUUAGAGGAUAAAGCUUGCUGUAUUUUAAUAUAG
This is a messenger RNA of Blepharisma stoltei, 282 nucleotides long. NCBI's taxonomy places the organism in Eukaryota, Ciliophora, Heterotrichea, Heterotrichida, Blepharismidae. The record is from the annotation of a GenBank genome assembly.